Molecule: messenger RNA, 747 nt
Organism: Mesocestoides corti
Lineage: Eukaryota; Metazoa; Platyhelminthes; Cestoda; Cyclophyllidea; Mesocestoididae
Source: the annotation of a GenBank genome assembly
AUGCAGGAGCGAAGGGUUGACAACGCCCUUAGCCACUCCGCCUCACAUGACGUGGCGGCGGUGGCGGUGGAGGCGGCUGCACGUAUGCUCGGCCUUGCGUGGGCGUGUGCGCGCGUGCAGUUUGCCCAGGUUGCCCGCCGCCGCUGCUUGCUGCUUGCCUCGGCACAGCACACAUCUCACACAUCUCGCGCCCUAAACUCGGUCGGUCGCGCGGUCGACUCCACCUCGAAUCAGGUCAAGGCCACGCGAGGACUAGCACUACUCCUUCCCAGGGAGCAUGCGCGCGCUCUCUCAACGGACGGAAGCCCGCCGCCGCCUCGUCGGUCCCCUCGACAUCAAAGGGGCGGUGUCGCGCCGCGCCCACCAUUCCGCGUGCGCACGCACGCACGCGAGCACAUCUCACGCCCCAUCCCAAACCAUCUCUAUGCCAAUGAGGUGGAGCCCUGCUGGAGGGCCAACCUGCCCCGAAAAUCAACACCUUCCACCCCUUGUCCUCCACACACCCCAAUAAUACACACGCAGCCCGUCGCCACCGCCCCCUCCUUAACAGUGUGUGUUCGUGCACUUGAGGGUGUCCGAACGUGUCGUACCAUUCCCACUACCGUUUGUCUCCACUUCCCCACAUCCUAUCUUCCUCUCUCGUUCGCUUUUCCUCUCCCGUCUUCCCCCUCGCUCCGUCCUUUUUCUCAUCCUCACUCGUUCAAUCCACAUAAAGCCUUUGAUCUUGCUGCACAACUACUAAAGUAG